Molecule: messenger RNA, 2327 nt
Organism: Acanthopagrus latus (yellowfin seabream)
Lineage: Eukaryota; Metazoa; Chordata; Actinopteri; Spariformes; Sparidae
Product: tumor necrosis factor receptor superfamily member 14-like
Exons: 15
Coding region: 850-1767 (305 amino acids)
Biological process (GO): T cell costimulation; positive regulation of peptidyl-tyrosine phosphorylation; defense response to Gram-positive bacterium
Cellular component (GO): external side of plasma membrane; membrane
Molecular function (GO): transmembrane signaling receptor activity; protein binding
Source: RefSeq, a predicted model, not a curated record
UUAUUCUCUGCAUGUUAUUGACCCAUAAUAUCUUGUGUUCUCUUUUCAGAUGUAACUGGUCGGAUUGAGGAUAAACCUGCAAAGAGGGGGCAGGAACCUUGGCUCUUUUACUUCCACUGCAGCAGACUAGUCUGGGGGAGAAGAUGAUCUACAGGAUUUUGUUGCUCAUCAACCUGACCUGCUAUGUCUGUGGGAGAAGAUGAUCUGCAGGAUCCUGCUGCUCAUCAACCUGACCUCUUAUAUCUGUGCAGGAACAUUUGUCGUGAAUGUGACACAGACCUCCUAUCAGGCAGAGGAGAACCACAACAUCACACUGGAGUGGAUGUUCACAACCAAAACUGACAGUUCCCCUAAUUCCCUUUUCAUCUACUGUGAACUGAGAACUGGUCACAGAGACUUAGUAUUGUAUCAUAUACAACAAGGUGUUGAGGUCCCAAACACUCAGGAUCAACAGUUUACAGGACGAGUCCAGUGUGAAAAAGACUUCCUCAGAGAAGGACGAAUCAGACUUCUUCUGUCCAGACUGAGGACUAAUGACUCGGGCCUGUACCUGUGUGAAGUGCUGACAAAUUAUGGGAGUAGCUUGGACAAAUGCCGGCUCAGUGUCACUGCAGUAAGGAAUUGGCAAGAAUCUGAGGGACCAAACACAACAGGUCGGAGAAGAAUCGGCCUCUACUGUGGACUGGGACUGACAGCAGCAGCAGCAGCUGUACUGGUUGUUUGUAAAAAGUCCAGCUCGGAAUUCAAGAAAAGUUCCAGCUCUGCAGAAAGAUCACAGAAAUAACAGAAAACUGUUUGAUCAACAAUUUUUCAGAUGGUGUCCUCGUUUUGGAUUUUACAUCUCACUUCAUGACAAAAUUCUGUGAGAUGACAUCUUCAGCCCAGAAAAACUGUGAAAAGAAAAGAAAACCUGCACUAUUACUGUCACUGUUACUGUAUCAAGAAAAGAAAAUGGAGAAGUUUUUUGUGUUCAUCAGAGAGGCUUCAUCAAUUCUACUGUAUGAUACAAAGCUGCCCUGCCUUUAUCCUUUCAACAGGAAGAGGAUACUUGUGAUGAAUGUCUUCAGAGGACAGACUCUUACAUGUCAUCGGUCGGAGUAUCAGACAGGGAGUGAAUGCUGUCCCAUGUGUCCUGUUGGCAAUCGAGUUAAAACAGACUGCACGGAGUACCGCAGUACUUCCUGUCUGCCCUGUACUGAGGGGACCUUCAUGAAUCAACCUACUGGAUUAAAACAGUGUUUUGCCUGUACAAACUGUGAUGCAGGUUCUAAUUUGAAAAUAAAUCUGACAUGUACGACAACGUCAGACACAGUUUGUGAACCACUGGAGGGAUUCUUCUGUCUGGAAUCUACAGAGAACGGCUGUGUGGCAGCGCAGAAACACACACGCUGUAAACCAGGACAAUAUAUCCGUCACAAAGGAACAGCGCAGAGAGACACUGAGUGCUCGGGCUGCAGUGAAGGAAAAUAUUCAGAUGGAACCUUUACAUCCUGUCGGUCACACACAAAAUGUGAAACAUUAAAUCUUCAAGUGAUAACACCAGGAACUGUUUCAACUGAUGCUGAAUGUGGAGAACAAAUAGCAAACAGGACAGCAGUUGUGGUCGGCAUUGUAGUGCCUUGUAUAGUAAUGAUUGUAGCAGCACUUGUAAUUUUCCUUCUCAGAAAGAAGAAAGGAUGUCUAAACACAGAAAAUAAAAGAAACACAGAGAAUGGAAACGUGGACAAUUUACAAAUGGAAGACCCAAUGAUAUCACAAUGUCCCUGACAUCAACACCAGCAGGAUGAGACAGUAACAUAUUGUCCAGAUGGAGGAUGCAGAGACAUUGUAUUUGAGAGGAUAGACAUUAAAUGAGUCCCAGCUGAACCUGCACCAGAGAGCCCUGGAAUAAAUGCUUGGAGACUGUAACUAGCAUAUAAACUGAUGGUCAUUAUGAUCACACAGAGCUCAAGGUUGACUCUGAACACCAGACUGACUGAAACUGAACUGUACCUGUCAUAAAUAAGAACCAGUAACUGGAUCAGAGGACAGAUGCUGUGUCAUGAACCUCAACAUGAUGGGACAAAACUCUCCUUCCACCUGGCCUCAUUUGUGCUUAUGAAUGACGGAGCCUUUUCAGGGUGAUCCUUUCAUACCCAAUCAUGAUACUAUCACCUGUUAACAACCUGUUUACUUGUGUAAUGUUCCAAACAGGUGGUUUUGUUUUUUGUUUCAGCAUUCCACACCAUUCCCUGUUUUUCUUUGGCUCAGUCAAAACUUGUUUGCAUUUACAAAAAUCAGUAACGCUGACAAAGAAAGUAAUCAUUCAUUAUAAAUAUUAAAUAUUG